CAUAGGCGGAAACAAACCUACGGAACUGGUGAAAAAGGACGCCUUUAGGCUGUGGUUCCUGGGAAAAAAAAUGCAAGGAAGUUCCUAUGGUAGCGGCGGGCACGGUGGUGAACCUCCCAUAAUGCAUUACGAAUGGUGGGGAUCGGGGCGGGAAGUUAUUGCCCGGAGUGUUAGAAGUCCUCGACCCUGGAGGGGGCUCUUUUGGGGCCAACUUUCUAUUUAUGAGGGGAGGAGGAGGAGAAGACUGAUUAUGAAUAUUUAUGAGACCUGCCUGUUCAGUGGUUCCUCACUAGCAUCUCAGGUUCAUGCUGCUGCUGUCAAUGGACAUAAGAAUGCUCUUCUAAAGCAAAUAGCAGGUAACCCUGACCUGAAAGAUAAGGAGGAUCAAUUUGGGAGAACACCACUCAUGUACUGUGUCUUGGCAGACAGGUUAGACUGUGCUGAGGCUUUGUUGAAAACAGGAAUAGACCUUAAUAAAGCUGAUCAUAAUCGGAGGACAGCGCUCCAUCUUGCUGCUCAAAAGGGAAACUAUCGCUUUAUGAAACUUUUACUUGCUCGUAGAGCAAAUUGGAUGAAAAAGGAUUUGGAAGGAAUUACUCCUUUGCAUUUAACUACCCGGCACAAGAGUCCAAAGUGCUUAGCUUUGUUACUAAAAUAUAUGGCACCAGGAGAAGUAGAUACACAAGACAAGAAUAAGCAAACUGCUCUUCACUGGAGCACCUAUUACAAUAACCCAGAGCAUGUGAAACUUCUGAUCAAACAUGAUUCUAAUAUUGGAAUCCCCGAUGUUGAAGGCAAAAUUCCACUUCACUGGGCAGCUAAUCACAAGGAUCACAGUGCAGUUCAUACUGUCAAAUGCAUUUUG
This is a messenger RNA of Pogona vitticeps (central bearded dragon), 865 nucleotides long. The record is from RefSeq and is a predicted model, not a curated record. NCBI's taxonomy places the organism in Eukaryota, Metazoa, Chordata, Lepidosauria, Squamata, Agamidae.